Messenger RNA from Motacilla alba alba, 3074 nucleotides. RefSeq names its product NADPH oxidase 5 (gene NOX5). Lineage: Eukaryota; Metazoa; Chordata; Aves; Passeriformes; Motacillidae. Gene Ontology annotation, molecular function: calcium ion binding; superoxide-generating NAD(P)H oxidase activity. Gene Ontology annotation, biological process: superoxide anion generation; defense response. Gene Ontology annotation, cellular component: plasma membrane; NADPH oxidase complex. The record is from RefSeq and is a predicted model, not a curated record.
GGAUUUCCCUCUGGAGUCUCCCCGGAUCCGCUGGAGGUGAACGGGAGAGGCUGGAGAUGGGAAAAGGCUCCUGAAACGUGGAUUUCCCUUUGGAUCCUGGGGAAAUCUGGGAUGCUGGGAAGUGCUAAUGGAUUUCAUGGAGCGUGGGGGAUUGGAGGAAUUUUGGAGGGCUGGGAAAGGAGGGAAUGGGAAUGGGAGAUGAUCCCUGCUCGGGUUUCUGGGAAAAAGGAAUCCCCAGGAAUGCUCCCAUGGGCCCCAUGAUUAUCCCAGGAACUGGGCUCGGCAGCUCCAUGGAAAUUUGGGAUUCCAUGGAACGCAGCUGAUCCCUGCAGGAUCCAGCUUUGGGAUGCUCCGUGCCGGGAGCUCCCCGGAACGAGGCUGGGAGAUCCCAAAAAGGGAUUGUUGGGAUUUAGGGAUCGCUCCGGAACCAUGGGAGCGGCGGCGGACGCGGAGUGGCUGCGCUGGGUGAGCAAAAAAUUUGGGAAUGUCGCUGGGAAGGAGAAGGAGAUCAGUCUGGAAGAGUUCAAAUCCGCCCUGCAGGUCAAGGAGUCCUUCUUUGCCGAGAGGUUUUUCGCGCUCUUCGAUUCCGACGGGAGCGGCUCCCUGAGCCGGGAGGAGCUGCUGGGAUCCCUGCGCCGGCUGCUCCACGGGAAUUCCACGGAAAAGCUCCGCUUCCUCUUCCAGGUGUACGACGUGGACGGGAGCGGCUCCAUCGAUGCCGAGGAGCUGCGGGUGGUGCUCCGGGGGUGUCUCCGGGAGAGCUCCCUGGCCCUUCCCGAGGAGCGGCUGGGGGCCCUGAGCCAGGCCCUGCUCCAGGCCCUCGACCGGGAUCACAGCGGCUCCAUCACCUUCCCGGAGCUGCGGGAGCAGCUGGAAGCCUUUCCGGAGCUCCUGGAGAACCUGAGCAUCAGCGCUGCCAGCUGGCUGAAGCCCCCCAGUCCCAAUCCUGCUGAGCCCUGGCUGUGCUGCUGCUCCCGGGAAUCCCGCGGGGACCGGCGGGCCGGGAUGCGCUGCUUUUCCCGGGAAUCCCGCGGGGAUCAGCGGGCCGGGAUGCGCUGCUUUUCCCGGGAAUGCCGCGGGGACGGGCGGGCCGGGAUGCGCUGCCUGGGCGGCUGGGCGGCCAGCUCGGCGCUCCUGCUCGCCCUGGGCGCGCUGUGGCACCGGGAGCGCGGCCCCGCCCUGGCGCUGGCCCGGGGCUGCGGGCAGAGCCUCAACCUCAACUGCGCCCUGCUGGCCGCGCUGAUGCUGCGGCGCUCCCUGACCUGGCUGCGCUCCACGCCGCUGGCGGAGCUGUUCCCGCUGGAGCUGCACGUGCGGGGCCACGAGCGCGUGGGACACCUGGUGCUGGCCCUGGGGACCGUGCACGCGGGGGCACACCUGGCACAGGCCGGCGCGGCGCAGCGGGACUGGCUCCGUGCCCUGGGCGAGUACGCGGCGGGCACGGCCCCGCAGAGCGGGCUGGCGCUGCUGGCGCUGCUCCUGGCCAUGCUCGCCUGCUCCAGCCCCUGCGUGCGGCGCGGCGGCCACUUCGAGGUUUUUUACUGGAGCCACCUCUCCUACAUCCCUGUGUGGUUCCUGCUGCUCCUGCACGGUCCCCACUUCUGGAAGUGGUUCCUGAUUCCCGGCUCCCUGUUUGUGCUGGAGAAGGUUCUGGGCUGGGCGUGGCGCCGGGCGGGGGAUCUGCACAUCCUGGAGGCCAAGCUGCUGCCCUCCAAGGUGACGCACCUGGUGAUCCAGAGGCCGAAAUCCUUCCGCUUCCAGCCGGGGGAUUACGUCUACCUGAACGUCCCGGCCAUCGCCGCCUACGAGUGGCACCCCUUCUCCAUCAGCAGCGCCCCGGAGCAGCCAGGAACCCUCUGGCUGCACAUCCGGGCGCGGGGCCAAUGGACCACCAGGCUCUACGAGUACUUCCAGCAGCUGGAAUUGCACGGCCCGGAGUCGGAUCCGCCCGGGAAGAGCCGGAGGGAGCGGAGGAGCCGGCGCUGGGAACAGGAAGGAUCCGUGGCCUCUGGCAGGGAUGGAGCCGUGGAGCUGACGGCGUUCCGAGCCUCCGGAGCCGCUUUCCCGGGAAAGGACCCGGAGCAGGGGGGCGCUGGGCCCGGGGAGAGCCAGUGGAGCUGCAGCGUCAAGGUGAGGAUGUUCCCAGCUUUCCUGGAUCCCGGGAAAUGGGCUGGGAUCAGCAUUCCCACCAUCCCAUCCCUGUAUCCCUGUGCCUGGGUGAUCCCACCUGAGGCUGAUCCAAACCCUGCCCUGCUGGAAAACUCCAGUCCUUCCCACCCGUUCCUUGCUCCCACAAAACCCCGGGGAAGAUCCCAAAUUCCAGGAUCCCCUUUGCGCCCUUCUCCUCCAACCGGGAGCUGCUCCAGCCCCUGGAACUCCUGGAUGUUUCCGUGCCUGGAUGUGUCCGUGAGUCUGGAUGUGUCCGUGAGUCUGGCUCUCUCCCAGUGCUUCCUGGACGGUCCCUACGGAACUCCGAGCCGGCGGAUCUUCACCUCGGAGCACGCCGUCCUCAUCGGAGCCGGCAUCGGGAUCACCCCCUUCGCCUCCAUCCUGCAGAGCAUCAUGAUCCGGUACCGGCGGCGGAAGCAGAGCUGCCCCAGCUGCCAUUUCUCCUGGAGCGAGGAACGGCCGGAUGAGGAGAUGACGCUCCGCAAGGUGGAUUUCAUCUGGAUCAUGCGGGACCAGCAGCACCUGCAGUGGUUCCUGGGCCUCCUGGCCAAGCUGGAGACGGAGCAGGAGGAGCUGGAGCCGGGAGGGAGGUUCCUGGAGCUGCAGCUGUACAUGACCUCGGCGCUGGGCGAGGGCGACGUGCGGGCGCUGGGGCUGCAGCUGGCGCUGGAGCUGCUGGCGGCGCGGGAGCAGCGCGACUCCAUCUCCGGGCUGCGCGGCCGCACCCGGCCCGGCCGCCCCGACUGGGAACAGGUGUUCGGGAAGGUGGCGGCGGAGCGGCGCGGGAAGGUCGGGGUGUUCUUCUGCGGCUCCGCGGCGCUGGCCAGGGUCAUCCGCGGGCACUGCCGCAGCUUCGGCUUCCGCUUCUCCAAGGAGAACUUCUGAGCGGAGCCGAGCCCGGAGCC